CGGGCGGAGCAGCAACCCCCUCCCCUCAGGCGGGGCGCGACAGGGCCCUCCUCCUCCGGGGCCGGGCGGGGACGCCCCUCCCUUGCUCUCCGCGGGGCGCUGCGGGGCUGGGAUGCGGAGCCGGGCGCGGGCGGCGGCUUCUCUCCUUUGGGCUGAGGCGGGACAUGGCGAACGUCAAGGUGGCCGUGCGGGUCCGGCCGCUCAGCAAAAGAGAGAAUGCAGAAGAGGGAAGAAUAAUUGUAGAAGUUGAUAACAAAGUGGCAAAAGUCAGAAACAUAAAGGUGGACAAUAGGCUUGAUGGCCCAUGGGAUUCAAGGGAGAAGAUUGUGGCAUUUAGUUUUGAUUACUGUUAUUGGUCAAUUGAUCCCGAAGAUCCUAAAUAUGCAUCUCAGGAAGUGGUAUUCCAGGACCUUGGCACAUCUGUACUCUCUGGGGCCUUUAAGGGAUAUAACAUCUGUCUCUUUGCAUAUGGACAGACGGGUUCAGGAAAGACAUAUACAAUGAUGGGAACUCCAGCAUCCGUUGGGCUGACACCUCGUAUAUGUGAGGGCCUUUUUUCAAGACAGGAUGAUUAUUCAGAACAGCCAGCAUCUUGCAGAGUAGAAGUCAGUUUCCUUGAAAUCUAUAAUGAGCGUGUCCGAGAUCUGUUAAAGCAGUCUGACCACAAGAAACCUUAUACGCUUCGUGUCCGAGAGCACCCUGAGACAGGUCCAUAUGUGCAAGGUUUGUCCCAGCACUUAGUUACAGACUACAAACAAGUUGUAGGACUUCUGGAAGAAGGAAUAGCUAAGAGAAUCACAGCAGCUACGCAUAUUCAUGAUGCCAGCAGCAGAUCCCACGCCAUCUUCACUAUCCACUACACUCAGGCUAUUCUGGAGAAUAAUCUCCCUUCUGAAAUUGCAAGCAAGAUCAACUUAGUGGACCUUGCAGGCAGUGAAAGAGCUGAUCCCAGUUACUGUAAAGAUCGGAUUACAGAAGGUGCCAACAUUAACAAGUCAUUGGUUACUCUUGGAAUUGUCAUCUCCACCUUAGCACAGAAUUCGCAGAUGUUCAGUAGCUGCCAGAGUAUAAACAGCAUAACCAGUGAAGGGGACAGCAGCCCCGUGGGUAGUCACACUACAGGCAGCGUCAGUGGAACCAGGAGGCAGGCUUACAUUCCAUACCGUGACUCCAUUCUCACCUGGCUUCUGAAGGACAGCCUGGGAGGCAACUCCAAGACUAUCAUGGUUGCCACCAUCUCUCCUGCCAGCUCCAGCUACAAUGAGACCAUGAGUACCUUGAGAUAUGCCUCAAAUGCCAAAAACAUUAUUAACAAGCCCCGAGUCAAUGAGGUGAGACCCCUCCCCCGCUUAUAUUAUUUGCAUAUAUUUUGAAUUUAUUGAAUGUACUCAGCAGUCACAUUCUAAGCAUAUACUAUAUACAUAACUGUGAAUAAGAUCAGCAUGAACUGGACUCAUCUUUGAUUCUUAUAUCUUAAAGAAAUCUUCUGUCCCCGAUUCUUUGCAGCUUUUAACAUGCUGGUAUAGCAUUUUUUUUGCAUCCUUGUAAUGUUAAGACUGCAUAAUAAACUAUCUGCCUGGGGGGCCUUAUUAAAGGGGGAAGGGGGCUAUGUAACCUGACAUUUUAAUUUUUGAGCUUUUGACUAUGCAACCUUAAUGUUCUUUUUAAUUGGUACUUGAACUUCAGUACCAUUCCAGGCUCUGAGGAGAAUAUACUGCAGUGGGAAUGUGAUGUAAUGUCUGUGUUUUUCCCAGUUUUAUCUCUUCCCCACCUCUAGGCUUCUCAUCCCUAUCCCAUUCUACCUGCCAAUCCAGUCUCAGUCUCCCCACCUCAGGACUCUCAUCCUUAUCUCCCCUUCCAAUUUACUUAUGUAAUCUGCUUCUUUCCCUCUUCUCCCACUGUCUCCUAGUCCUUACAAGCGCCUUAUCCCAUCUCAGUCACACCCUCAUUACUGCCUUCCUUUCCUAGUCCUUUUGCAAAAUUAGUGCUAGUCCUUCUCUUGCAUCCCAGAUCCUUUUCAUAUCCAUUUCCCAUCCUCCAUCUGUUACCUCUCCAUUAUUUCCUAGUCGCCAUCUUUACUUCCAUUUCCUACUUCCUCCAGUCACCACCAGACCCACUCUUAUUAAUCAUCGUUUCCUAAUCUACUUGAUUUCCUCCACUAAUCUAGUUCUUAUUCCCUCUCAUUCGAAUUACAUGGUUUUUGCUUCCACAUUGUUUGACCUAAUCAGAGAAACAGACUCCAAAUGGUCAUUUCCAGAACUGGGUAUCACCCUUCCGAACAGCAGCUGGGAGCAGCAAUUGCAGGAGAAGUUAGAUUUUGUCUCCCUAGUUCUGGGCUGGAGCAUGUUCAGUCAUUUCAUAGGGAUGGCACAUGCACGGUGUGGUCAACAUUAAUUCUUGAAAGAGUCAGAAAGGACAGAAUUUUCAGAUUUUAGCUGAUGACAUUGAGGAAGUUUCUGUUUGGCAUGUGCAGACUAUCACCUUUCAGAGGCUUGUAACUUGACUAUUAUUAGGCAGAUUUUCUGAGGACAGCAAAUAACUUCUCCCUAAUAUAUCAGUCACUCCUGUCAAACUUUUAGUCUUUGGUCCUCAGCAGGGCAGUGAUAGAGUUUCAAAGAAACAUCUUAAAUGUCUAAUAUGGGCAAAAUAUGUAUUUUUUUUAACCUUGGUCCUAGAAAGGACAAAACCUUUUCACUGAAAUG
This is a messenger RNA of Alligator sinensis (Chinese alligator), 2702 nucleotides long. Its product is annotated as stAR-related lipid transfer protein 9. Bases 165 to 1373 code for a protein of 402 amino acids. Gene Ontology annotation, molecular function: microtubule motor activity; microtubule binding; ATP binding. Lineage: Eukaryota; Metazoa; Chordata; Crocodylia; Alligatoridae. The transcript has 13 exons. The record is from RefSeq and is a predicted model, not a curated record. Gene Ontology annotation, biological process: microtubule-based movement.